This is a messenger RNA of Odontomachus brunneus, 3584 nucleotides long. RefSeq lists its product as uncharacterized. The coding region runs from base 4 to 3435 and encodes 1143 amino acids. NCBI's taxonomy places the organism in Eukaryota, Metazoa, Arthropoda, Insecta, Hymenoptera, Formicidae. The record is from RefSeq and is a predicted model, not a curated record. The transcript has 2 exons.
UCAAUGUCAAGAAAUCCAAAUAAUGAUUCACAGAAAUAUUGUAAAAAGUUAAUUGGAAAUUCAGAGGAAAGUUUCCAACCUCCUCAUCCUGAUUUGAGAAGUUCUAACCAAGGGGUCGAUUUCCAGUUACCCCAUUUAUUCUAUAAAGAAAACGCGAAUAUAAAACAAGGAGAAAAUUUGCAAACUCCUAUUGAAUCAAUAAAACAGAAAUUGACAGAAAAAAGUAGAAACAUUGAAAGGUCCCCUGAAUUCUUAAAGGAAGUUAAUAAAUUAGACCAUCUAGAACAGAAUUUUACACAUGCUAUAGAAAAGAUUACAGAAAAGGAAAGCAAGAAUCGAAAAGAAAUAUGUAAGUCCUCGUACGAGAAUAAUGAGACACAUCAAAUAAAAAGGGACAAGGAGAAUGAAAUUCGCGAUGUCAAAGAUAAUAUAAAUCUUGCCGAAAGGAUAAAUGAUGCACCAGUUGUUGAUCUCCAAAUUUCACCUAACUGUAAUAAUUUUUUACAGCCCAACAGUCCGGAGAAUAUAAAAAAUGUUAAACCUAAUCAGUAUGUCAAGUUGCAUAUCGCUCCGUUUUCAGAUUCAUCAUUCACCAGUUUCCCUAGACAAAACUGUGACAUAACCUUUGACUUAAACAGGGAAACGAGACUACAUCACCCCGGGAAAACUCUUAUUAUCGAACUUGAUAAAAACACCAAGAAUCCAGCUUUAAACGCUAACGUUCCCAAGAUAAAUCCAAUCGACCUUUUUAACGAUAACCGAUUAGGCGAACUAUUGACUCUGAUUAAAUUGGACUACUUAAAUCCAGAAGAAACUGAUAAUGUAACAAUAUUGAUUAAAAAUCAUCAAGACUGCUUCCAAUUGCCAGGAGAACAACUUACCUAUACGCACGUACUGCAACAUCAAAUACCGACUACAGACGAUUAUCCGAUUAACACAAAGCAGUAUAGAUUUCCUCAAAUUCAUAAGAUUGAAAUAAAUAAACAAGUUCAGGAAUUACUAAAUAGUGGUAUUAUACGACAUUCACAAUCGCCCUAUAAUACUCCUAUUUGGAUUGUGCCUAAAAAAGAGGAUUCCCAAGGCAACAAACGAUGGCGUAUGGUUUUGGAUUUUCGAGCAUUGAAUAAUAAGACUAUCGGAGAUGCUUAUCCGUUACCCAAUAUAAUUGACAUCCUCGAUCAACUCGGUGGAGCGCGAUACUUUUCUGUUUUUGAUUUGGCAUCCGGGUUUCAUCAAAUCAAGAUGGAUCCGCACGAUCGGCAUAAAACCGCUUUUACCACUCCUUUCGGACAUUACGAGUUUAACCGCAUGCCUUUCGGAUUAAAAAAUGCUCCCGCGACCUUUCAAAGGUUAAUGGAUAUAGUUUUAUCAGGGAUACAAGGACAGGAAGCUUUUGUUUACUUAGACGAUAUCGUCGUAUAUGCAUCCUCCUUGGAAGAACAUAAAUAUAAAUUCGAAAAAUUAAUAAAAAAACUCAAGGAAGCCAAUCUAAAAUUACAGCCGGAUAAAUGCAAAUUCUUACAAAAGGAAGUCAGUUACUUGGGACACGUAAUUAGCAGUAAGGGCGUUAAGCCUGACCCGAGAAAACUCGAAGCGGUACGCGAAUUUCCAACACCAAAAACGUCGAAAAACGUCAAGCAAUUUCUGGGACUAGCUGGAUACUAUAGAAGAUUUAUUCCGGAAUUUUCAAAAUUAGCACGACCUUUGACACAGUUAUUGAAACUCGAAACCCCAUUCCAAUGGGGAUACGCACAGCAAGAGUCGUUUAAUAUUCUUAAAAAUGAGCUUUGUAAAGAACCGGUAUUGCAGUACCCAGAUUUUUCGAGACCAUUUAUAUUAACUACCGACGCUUCAGGUUACGCAAUAGGCGGAAUAUUAUCUCAAGGAAUCAUUAACAAAGAUCAGCCAAUAGCAUACGCAUCUCGUACACUGAGCGAUAACGAACUAAAGUACGAUACCUACGAAAAGGAAGCACUAGCAAUUAUAUAUUGCGUCAAACAUUUCAGACCAUAUCUAUACGGAAGAAAGUUCACACUUGUAACAGAUCACAAGCCCUUAAUGUGGUUCAAAAACGCUCAGGAUGCGAACAUGCGAAUCCUUCGCUGGAGACUAAAAUUAGCAGAAUACGAAUACGAAGUAGUCUAUAAGUCCGGUAGAACAAAUGUAAACGCAGACGCCUUAUCACGAAAUCCGGUAGACUUAUCAUCAGAAGUUUGUAAAAUAAUUAAUCCUAAAAUUAAAUUGAAUCCAACCGAUCCAAAAGAUGUAGAGAUUAUACGACAAUUACUCGAGAAAGAAGAUACUGAAGAAUCAGAAGACGAAGACAUUCCUCAUACAUACGUACAUGAUGAUCACCCACUGUCCGAAAUUCCUCCCUCAGAAAUUACAUCAUUUAAUCCGGAAGAAUUAGCAGAUUCUUCGACAGGUGAAACAAUAGAAGCGCUUGCCCACGUGCCUGAAACCACCGACCCAGAGGACAAAAAGCAGGUAGACAAAAUCGAGACUCAACGGCCUAUGUUGACCCGCAGUAGAGCUAAACAAAAAAUGCAGACAAUCACGCCUGACAAAGACAUAAACUUAAAGAGACACAACAUACCACCGAGACCGCUACCCAUGGAUACCGACGAGGAAAGUGAAGACGAAUUGCCCACUAUAAUCACAAGAAAACCACGCAUAAUUGAUAUUCAAACUAGAGCAAACAACCUUGUUGAAUCCAGGGAUCUGCACUUUUUACGCAAGGAUAACCUGUUAUAUUUUACCGACAUUUUGGGAAAUCCUUUAGACUCUGGUGCCCUUAAAUUAUUUGAACGACAGGAAAUACCUAAGUUAACAGGAUUGUCCCUGGGAAUUGCAAAACUGAUUAAAAGAUACCAAAGAUAUCAUAUUAUAUUACCCAUUAGCGAAGAUCAGCAAGAAGGACCUACCAGGAUUUUGAAUAAUAUAUACCAAGGAAUCACCAAUUUGCGAAAAAUAGCAGAGAAUCUGAAACUCUCAAGCAUAAGUGUCGCUAAAAGCGAACACAUACUAAACGUUCCUUGGAACGAUAUUAAAACUAAAUUUCAGACAGGAUUUUUUGGCUCAGAUGUGCGGAUAAUCUUCUGCAAUGGACUAAUCAAGUACCCACCUAGGGAUAUACGAUUCGCAAUCCUUCAAGAAAUGCACAGUACACCUGUAGGAGGACAUAGAGGAGUUACCAAAACUUACAAUAGGAUACGUCAAAACUACUACUGGGAACAUCUGAAGGAAGAUGUUCGGCAAUAUAUUCGACAGUGUCUACAAUGUCAACUGAAGAAAUUAGUUCGAGUAAAAACCAAGCAACCAAUGAUAAUAACCGACACUCCAGGAUGGACGUUCGAUAAAAUCGCCAUGGAUAUAGUUGGACCACUACCACGAACUAAGAGCUGUACUCACCGAUCAAGGACGAAAUUUCAUUAGCGACCUGAUGAAAAAAUUAGCAAGAUAUUACAAAAUACGGAAAUUUAGGACCACUGCAUUUCAUCCUCAAUCAAAUGGGUCCUUAGAAAGAUCUCAUCACGCACUAGGAGAAUAUCUAAAGCAAUAUGUUAAUAGCGAAAAGGAAUGGG